Molecule: messenger RNA, 1089 nt
Organism: Ctenocephalides felis (cat flea)
Lineage: Eukaryota; Metazoa; Arthropoda; Insecta; Siphonaptera; Pulicidae
Gene: Fib
Product: rRNA 2'-O-methyltransferase fibrillarin
Exons: 6
Coding region: 114-1028 (304 amino acids)
Biological process (GO): rRNA methylation; box C/D sno(s)RNA 3'-end processing
Cellular component (GO): Cajal body; nucleolus; small-subunit processome
Molecular function (GO): RNA binding; rRNA methyltransferase activity; histone H2AQ104 methyltransferase activity
Source: RefSeq, a predicted model, not a curated record
GCGUGGUAAUUUUCAAUGCACGUGUGUUUAAAAUUAAAUUAUAAAUAAUAUAAACAUAAAAGUAUUAAAGGAGUGAACGCUCAAGAGAAUAGUGGAUUAAAAAAAUAAAUAAUAUGGGCAGACCAGGAUUCUCUCCACGCGGCGGCGGUGGCGGUGGCCGUGGCGGCUUUGGUGGAGGACGAGGAGGCGGUGGCGGUCGAGGAGGUUUUGGAGGUCGUGGACGAGGUGGUCCACCACGAGGAGGUAGAGGAGGACCCCCACGAGGUGGUGGUGGUAGAGGUGGACGCGGUCGUGGAGGUGGUGGUUUCAAAGGAGGAAAAACUGUUGUAAUUGAACCCCAUCGUCAUGAAGGAGUUUUUAUUGCUCGUGGUAAAGAAGAUGCUCUUGUAACUCUUAAUAUGGUACCUGGAUCUGAAGUAUAUGGAGAAAAAAGAAUCAGUGUUGAGACUGAUGGAGAAAAAGUGGAGUACCGUGUAUGGAAUCCUUUCCGAUCCAAAUUGGCUGCUGCAAUUCUUGGUGGUGUAGAUCAAAUACAUAUGCCACCUGGUUCUAAAGUUUUAUAUUUAGGAGCUGCUUCAGGCACAACUGUUUCACAUGUGUCAGAUGUUGUUGGACCGGAAGGUUUAGUGUAUGCAGUAGAAUUUUCACAUAGAUCAGGCCGUGAUUUAAUUAAUGUAGCCAAAAAACGUACAAAUAUCAUUCCAAUCAUAGAAGACGCCAGGCACCCUCACAAAUAUAGAAUGCUUGUAGGAAUGGUAGAUACAGUAUUUGCCGAUGUCGCACAGCCUGAUCAAGCUAGGAUAGUUGCCUUAAACUCACAAUACUUCUUGAAAAAUGGAGGUCAUUUUGUAAUUUCAAUAAAGGCUUCCUGUAUAGAUUCCACGGCACAACCAGAAGCAGUAUUUGCAGCAGAAGUUAAAAAAUUGCAAGCCGAUAAAUUAAAACCACAAGAGCAAAUUACAUUAGAACCUUAUGAAAGAGAUCAUGCUGUCGUUGUUGGAGUGUUUAGGCCGCCACCUAAGAAAUAAUUAAAAUUUUUAUAAUGCUUAUAUGUAUAUUUUUUUACAUAUUAUAUGAACUGUAGCUAGA